This is a messenger RNA of Pistacia vera, 879 nucleotides long. Its product is annotated as 30S ribosomal protein S6 alpha, chloroplastic. The transcript has 2 exons. Gene Ontology annotation, molecular function: structural constituent of ribosome; small ribosomal subunit rRNA binding. Bases 73 to 726 code for a protein of 217 amino acids. The record is from RefSeq and is a predicted model, not a curated record. NCBI's taxonomy places the organism in Eukaryota, Viridiplantae, Streptophyta, Magnoliopsida, Sapindales, Anacardiaceae. Gene Ontology annotation, cellular component: ribosome. Gene Ontology annotation, biological process: translation.
CACACCCUCCUUAUCCACAUUUCCCAAUUUCAUUACCCGGACCUUCCCUCAGCUCCAAGCAGAAGUAAAACAAUGGCGACCUCUUCACUGUCACUACCAUCAACUCUCACCCCUCAUUCAAAAUCCCCAAUUUACCCUCAUUGUUUCAAUCAAUCCCUAUCUCCACCCCUCCUCUCCUUCACUCGCACUCUCAAACCCUUCCCUGCAAAACCAAAAUCGGUCAUUCUUACCAACGGCAACUCGGUUACUUUAACCGUCAAAGCCCAAACCCUUGACUUCUCGGGCUCAUUUUUCGAAGGUGGUGGGUUCGGGUCAGAUGAUGAUCCGACAUCCGUGCCACCCGGGUCGGUUGGAACUGCGACCGCUGUUGAGGAGAAAGAGGAGCCCCAAUGCCCACCUGGGUUAAGACAGUAUGAGACGAUGGUGGUGUUGAGACCCGACAUGUCUGAAGAUGAAAGACUGGCUCUUACACAGAAGUACGAGGAGUUGCUUGUUGCUGGAGGCGGCAUGUAUGUCGAGGUAUUCAAUAGAGGGGUAAUUCCAUUAGCUUACAGCAUAAAGAAGAGAAACAAAGCUGGGGAGAGCAAUACUUACUUGGAUGGUAUCUACCUUCUCUUCACCUACUUCACUAAACCUGAGUCUAUGAAAGCUCUUGAGGUGACAUUGAACACUGAUGAUGAUGUUGUCCGAGCAUCCAGUUUUAAAGUUAGGAAGCAGAAGCGUUAGGUUAUUUUGGAUCCUGUGUAUAAGAAAAGAUUCAAUUCGGCAAUGUAAUCUUGUAUGUUAUGAAUCCUUUUUGUUCCCAGAGUAUUUGAAUUCCAUUUGUUUUCUCAAUUACAAAAUUGGAUCGGUGCUAAUAGAAUACAAAUAUUCGGUUUA